UUUCUUUCUCAUGUUGGAGAGGAGUAGCUACGUUAGCUGCGUUCGGUGCUUAGCAGGGAGACUGUCCACAACCCGAGGGUUUAUAUAUUGUUUUAAUAUCGUUUUCAGAUUUAAUUUAGCAAAGUUAAUUAAAGGAUAUGUCAUUCGAGCCACAGAAUGAAAGUAGCAAGUGUAAGCAAGCAAGCGCACCGGAAGUGUCAGGAUGUUUGAAUGGAGAAACCGGAUGUGCUGUUACUCGUUCAUGUUCUGAAGAGAGAACCCAACUGAAGCACAACAUAAAUCUGGCAAUGUUAAGUGAGGAGCUGGAGAGAAGAACCCAAGAGACUCUAAAGCUCCAGGAAGAAGUUGAACAAGCCACGAGACUCACAUUAGAAAGAAUGGGUCAUGCAUUUGGGUCAUGCAACCCUGAAAUAUCAGGAAAUCCUAUGUCUACAAACCAUGAAACAGAGGAACCUCCUGAAUUUGAAGUUAACAGCCAACAUUCUUGUUCCAUGAACUCUGGUGUGGAUGUGAACGAAGCGAGUUGGCUGAAUUUUCAAGGCAGAGAUGUUUUCGAGUGUGCACUCGAAGACUAUUCAGAGCAAGUGUCUGACCUCCAAAAACAGCUGAGAGAGCAGUGUGAACAGCAUGAACUGCAGAAGUUUCAUUCUCAUCAGUCGAUCAUCCAAUUAGAGAGCAAACUGAAAGAAUGCCAAACUGAGAAAGACACCUUGGCAAAUUUAAGACUAACGGAAUCUCAGGACCAUGCCAAACUAAUCGAGCAGCUCCAGGCAGCUCAGCUGGAGCUCCACUUCCUAAAGCAGAACGAAGGCCACGAUAUGAUGGAAGUUAAAGACAGAGUAAAGACUUUAAGCGGAAGAGGAGAAAUUAUGGCGGAAAUUCUGCAGGACGUCUUCGACAGGCUUUCGGAUUAUGAAAAGUGUAGUGGAGAAAGCAGCGGCCUUUGCUAUGGCCAAGCUUUCAGCCGUAGCCAGCUUCCUCUAGGAGAUGCAGUGGAGAAAGCAAUACAAGACCUGGAGCAUAAAAACCGUGACCUCCAGGAGAAACGGCAAAUGGUAUUUCACUUAGCUGUCCAGAGACAAAUGAAAGACCCUAAGGAACAGGGUCAAGGAAAAACAGUUUCUCUUAAUCUCGAUGAAUAUAAGGAAAAAAUAAAGCAGCUCAUUACCAGUCAUGAGCAGAAGGUGGCGAUGUUGAACGAGAAACUGAACAGCUCUCAGACUCAUGCAGACGUCCUGCAACACCAAGUGGAAGCGUUACAACAACAGCUCCAAAGCCAAACCUUACUGCACCAAUCAGAGAUGACGGAUAUGGAGUCUGCUCUCUCUUUACUGCGCUCAGACCUGCUGGAGCAACACAACAGCUACAAAGAUAAGGUCAAUGUUCUAGAGGAGGCCCUGGCUCAAGCAAAAUUCCAGGCAGAGCACGUACAGAGAGAGAGAGACCUCUUACUCCAGCAAGCCGAGGAACAGGACAUACAGCUGUGCCGACUUACAACAGAGCUCCGGCAGACUGUGAAAGAACUGUGCCUAGAGAGGCAGCAGAGGUCCGAGCUGGAGCAGCAUAGUCUUGGUGUUCAGCAACUUGAGAAUAUUGUCCGAUCUCUUAGAGAGCAGUGUCAGAGACAUCUGGACCUGCAGGAGCAGAGCAGCAGUGAGACCAGGAGGAUACAGGCUCUGCUGGACGAGCGGGAUGCAGAGCUGCCACUGAAGCAGCAACAAGUGCAACAGAGCCAGGUUCAGCUGCAGGAGGCGCACACAAAUGUGCAGGCACUACAGACCGAGGUGGAGCUGUUAAGACUCAGGUUGGAGGAUGGAAAAAAGAAUAGCGAGUUGCUCAUGAGGCCUCUGGUGGCCCUGCAGCAGGAAAGAAAGAACCUGACCAAGCAGCUCAAGCAGCUCCGGCUGGACAACCAGCAGCUGAGGGCUGCCCUGCUGGAGGCAGAACUAAGGCUGAGUGCUAUGGAGCAGCAGAAGUCCCAGCAGCAAGCUGCCCUUUCAGAGAGAACGAACAACCUACACCAACUAACUCUAGAGAAACAGCAGGUGAUGGCUAAGCUGGAGGACCAGUGCAAGAAGUUAGAUCAACUCAAGGAAGAGCAGGAGACUUUAAGAGAAGAACACCUGAGGAAAACCGAAGAGCUGCAAUUGCAGAACAGCAAACUAAAAGCCCAACGUGAUAACAUCCGAAAUGACUUGGAGCAGACCAAGAUCACCAUCAAAGCACUGCAGGGUGCUGAUGAACAUGGUCUAAAGAUUGCCUUUGGCAUACAGAAGCAGAUCACUGCCAAGCGAGAACAGGUUGACUUACUCCAGAGCCGUGUACAAUUGCUGGAGGAGACCACAGAAAAACUCACUCAGGAGAAAAGCUACCAUUUGAUGAAAUGCAAACGUCAAGCGCAGGAGCUGCUUUUUGAGACGGAGAGAAGGAAGAGGCUUGAAAUCGAAAUGGAGGCUUUCCGUACUACAGAGAAACUGCUGAAAAGUGAAACUGAGAGGCUCGAAACAGCUCUGCACAAGAUGUCAGAUAGUUUCGCAGAGUGCCAAGAGUACAUUCAGAAACAGCAGCAAGAGAUCAUGAGGCUAAAACUUCAGCACACUCUUGAGCUGAAGGAGGGCCAGAACUUACGAUCCACAAGUGCCCGAAUAAUGUGUGAGCGGAAACAAGACUUACAAGCUACAAACAACAUCUGCAUAUCGCCCACCACCAGUCGUUCUCUCCCUGAAGCCUCGCCACUCCCUGAAGUGCCCUAUCAAGCUCACUCUGCUAGCCAAGAGUUAAAUGUUAGUGACCAGAAGUGUAGCUCCGUUAUGGAGCUGCGGAGCCUGGUUAAAGAGCUACACAGUGUGAUUGAUAUGGAACAGAGCCCUGACACCAGCAACACCAGCUCCAGGUUCAUGGAAACUCACAGGAGCAGAAAAAAAGAAGUGACUGAGAACCCCGAAGGUGAAAUCAGGCAGACGAGACCAAGUACCUGUUACAAUGAACAAGAUCCUGUCCGAGUUCCAAACUUCGAUAAACUGGAUGUGAACAGUGUGUUUUCAGCUAACUAUGAAUCUGGAAUUAAAGCAGGCCGACCUCACUACACUUCACUCUGUGUAGCAGCGAUGGGACGGAGAUCUCCAGUACACUCCCUUCUGACCUCUGACCUUCCUAUCGAUAUCUAUUGUAGCCUCAGGACACACAGCUCUGCCCAUACUGUGCAAACAUCUUUCAGUAGAGAUGCUGAAAUAACAGGGCGGACAUGCAAGAAUGAGCUGAUCAAGUUGGAGAGUCUUCAGAACAAAGCAGAGGAUCAUCAAAUAAAGAAUCAAGUGUUUGCGUCUGACACUGUUGCAGAAAUGACCUCGAUGAUAAAACGCCAGGAGAAGACGAGGAGGAGGAUCAAAGAGCGAAAAACAAUCAAAAAAGAUAAGCUUCCAGACGAGACAAAAACACAAGAAUUAAGAUCCAAAGCAAAUAGAAAAUGAACCUGAUAAAUGAUUUAGACUCAUAAUUUAAAAUAAAGGACAUUUCCACCAUUUUUAUCCAAA
Silurus meridionalis is the source of this 3533-nucleotide messenger RNA. Its product is annotated as coiled-coil domain-containing protein 158-like. Lineage: Eukaryota; Metazoa; Chordata; Actinopteri; Siluriformes; Siluridae. The transcript is spliced from 24 exons. The coding region runs from base 138 to 3470 and encodes 1110 amino acids. The record is from RefSeq and is a predicted model, not a curated record.